Diachasmimorpha longicaudata is the source of this 1820-nucleotide messenger RNA. RefSeq names its product Golgi pH regulator (gene GPHR). Gene Ontology annotation, biological process: intracellular pH reduction. Lineage: Eukaryota; Metazoa; Arthropoda; Insecta; Hymenoptera; Braconidae. The record is from RefSeq and is a predicted model, not a curated record. Gene Ontology annotation, cellular component: Golgi cisterna membrane. The coding region runs from base 437 to 1795 and encodes 452 amino acids. The transcript is spliced from 8 exons. Gene Ontology annotation, molecular function: voltage-gated monoatomic anion channel activity.
UAUAUAUACAACCCGCCUAAACGCCUAGAAUUUGUUUAUUAUGUAUUAUUUUUAAUUGUAUCGUGGUGGUUGAUUCGUAAAAAAUAGGAAAAACCGAGUAGCUCCUAUAGAUUCCAAUGGACAUUAAUAGAUAAAGAAAUAAAUAUUUUGUUGGAAAUAAAUAUUUUUGGGUCGUUAUUACCGAAUUAAUUUGGAAAGAAAAUUAAUUAUUCAUGUUAAUUCAUGAAAAUUUAAUUCGUCGAUGGAUUGAACAGUUCACAGUUCCCUCUGUUCAUCGAAGAGCCGUUCAUUGGCCGCAGCAAAACGACGACGUGUAUGUAUGACACGAUAAAUACCAAUGACAACAAAUGUCCGGCGUUCUGACAAUCUGUCAACUUUCAGUUGAUUUAGAAAUUCUUUAGAAGAAAUGAUAUAAUUGUUCGUUACUUUAGCAAUCAUGGGGUUCAUUGAAGACACUUUUAUCAUUCUUAUCACACAGGUAUUAUUCUUCAUAGGCGGAUGGGUAUUUUUUGUGAAAAAACUAUUCCGAGAUUAUGAGGUCCAUCAUAGACUGGUUCAGUUGAUAUUCUCAUCGACAUUCGCGUUAUCCUGCACGAUGUUCGAGUUGAUAAUCUUCGAGAUUGCGGGGAUCCUUGAUUCUAGUUCUAGAUAUUUUCACUGGAAUGUGGGACUCUACAUGAUACUCUUCAUGGUCAUUGUGUUGAUACCAUUUUAUAUUGCAUAUUUCAUCAUCAGUAACAUUGGUUUUGUUAGAAAAAAAUUGGUUCGUCCUCUGACCUUUUUAAUAUAUCUCUUCUACCUCUAUUUAUUUUGGAAAAUUGGCGAUCCCUUUCCAAUACUGAGCCCCAAGAAAGGCCUCCUGUCAAUAGAACAAGGAGUGAGUAGAAUCGGAGUGAUUGGAGUCACUGUGAUGGCACUGUUAUCCGGUUUUGGUGCUGUUAACUAUCCAUACUCAUCGAUGGCAUAUUUCAUGAGGCCCGUAUCGUAUGCAGACCUCCAGGCAAUUGAACGGAGGCUCCUGCAGACAAUGGACAUGAUCGUUGCUAAAAAAAAGAGAAUAGCACUGGCCAAGAAAGGAGAUGUUGUCUCGCAUUCAGACAAUCGUUCAAGACUCUGGGGGAUGUUGUCGCCGUUAACUAGCUCCAAAGGGCAUCAAGAGAAUAUCAGACAAUUGCAGUCAGAGGUCUCAAGCCUCGAAGAAUUAUCCCGUCAGCUGUUCCUGGAGACUCAUGACAUUCAGAAUGCAAGGGAGCGACUGGAGUGGGCUGCCACAUGGCAGGGAAAAUACUUUAACUUCUUAGGAUAUUUUUUCUCAAUUUAUUGCACGUGGAAAAUUUUUAUAUCAACGAUAAAUAUUGUUUUUGACCGAGUGGGGAAGAAGGAUCCUGUGACUCGAGGCAUUGAAAUCGCGGUCCACUGGAUCGGAUUCAACAUCGACGUAACCUUCUGGUCACAGCAUAUAUCCUUUUUUCUUGUUGGAUGCAUCGUCGUCACAUCUAUUCGGGGUCUUCUCCUCACACUUACCAAGUUUUUUUACGCGAUAUCCAGCAGCAAGUCUUCCAACAUUAUAGUGAUGAUACUUGCCCAGAUUAUGGGAAUGUACUUUGUCUCGUCAGUGCUACUGAUGCGGAUGAAUAUGCCAGCCGAGUACAGAAUGAUAAUAACUCAAGUACUUGGUGAUCUUCAAUUCAACUUUUAUCAUCGAUGGUUUGACGUUAUAUUUUUAGUAUCUGCACUGUCAUCAAUUGUCUUUCUAUAUUUGGCUCACAAACAAGCGCCCACUGAACGGUUAUGAAGAUAAUAAAAGUUUUCGUUGUUCA